Molecule: messenger RNA, 1871 nt
Organism: Mus caroli (Ryukyu mouse)
Lineage: Eukaryota; Metazoa; Chordata; Mammalia; Rodentia; Muridae
Product: DNA dC->dU-editing enzyme APOBEC-3
Biological process (GO): negative regulation of single stranded viral RNA replication via double stranded DNA intermediate; cytidine to uridine editing; defense response to virus
Cellular component (GO): cytoplasm; P-body; nucleus
Molecular function (GO): RNA binding; cytidine deaminase activity; zinc ion binding
Source: RefSeq, a predicted model, not a curated record
GGGCCUGCAUUCACAAGGCCCGGGAGGUCACUUUCACUUCUGGGGGUCUUCCAAAGCCUGUUCACAGAAAAUGCAACCCCAGCGCCUGGGGCCCAGAGCUGGGAUGGGCCCAUUCUGUCUGGGAUGCAGCCAUCGCAAAUGCUAUUCACCGAUCAGAAACCUGAUAUCUCAAGAAACAUUCAAGUUCCACUUUGAGAACCUACGCUAUGCCAAAAACCGGAAUAAUACCUUCUUGUGCUAUGAAGUGACUAGAAAGGACUGCGAUUCACCCGUCUCCCUUUACCAUGGGGUCUUUACGAACAAGGACGACAUCCACGCUGAAAUCUGCUUUUUAUACUGGUUCCAUGACAAAGUACUGAAAGUGCUGUCUCCGAGGGAAGAGUUCAUGGUCACCUGGUAUAUGUCCUGGAGCCCCUGUUUCAAAUGUGCAGAGCAGGUAGUAAGGUUCCUGGCCACACACCACAACCUGAGCCUGGACAUCUUCAGCUCCCGCCUCUACAACGUAUCGAAACCAGAAACCCAGCAGAAUCUUUGCAGGCUGGUUCUGGAAGGAGCCCAGGUGGCUGCCAUGGACCUAUACGAAUUUAAAAAGUGUUGGAAGAAGUUUGUGGACAAUGACGGCAGGCGAUUCAGGCCUUGGGAAAGCCUGCUUACAAAUUUUAGAUACCAGGAUUCUAAGCUUCAGGAGAUUCUGAGACGAAUGGGCCUGCUAAGUGAAGAGGAAUUUUGCUGGCAGUUUUACAACAGAGGAGUCAAGCAUCUCUGCUACUACCACUACAUGAAACCCUAUCUGUGCUACCAGGUGGAGCAGUUCAAUGGCCAAGAGCCACUCAAAGGCUGCCUGCUAAGCAAGAAAGGCAAACAGCAUGCAGAAAUCCUCUUCCUUGAUAAGAUUCGGUCCAUGGAGCUGAGCCAAGUGACAAUCACCUGCUACCUCACGUGGAGCCCCUGCCCAAACUGUGCCUGGCAACUGGCGGCAUUCAAAAGGGAUCAUCCAGAUCUAAUUCUGCAUAUCUACACCUCCCGCCUAUAUUUCCACUGGAAGAGGCCCUUCCAGAAGGGGCUGUGUUCUUUGUGGCAAUCAGGGAUCCUGGUGGACGUCAUGGACCUCCCACAGUUUACUGACUGCUGGACAAACUUUGUGAGCCCGAAAAGGCCGUUUUGGCCAUGGGAAGGACUGGAGAAAAACAGCAGGCGCACACAAAGGCGGCUCCGCAGGAUCAAGGAGUCCUGGGGUCUGCAAGAUUUGGUGAAUGACUUUGGAAACCUACAGCUUGGACCCCCGAUAUCUUGAGAGGCAAGAAGCGAUUCAAGAAGCUCUUUUGGUGACCCCCACCCAACCCCAAGUCUAGGAGACCUUUUGCUCACCUGUUUGUUUCCCCUUUUGUUUUAACUUUUGUUGUUUUGCUUUGUUUUGAAGACAGAGUCUCACUGGGUAGCUUGCUACUCUGGAACUCACUAUUAGACUAAGCUGGCCUUAAACUCUAAAAUCCACCUGCCAAUGCCUUCUGAGAGCCAGGCUUAAGGUGUGCCCUGCCCACUCCCAGCCUUAAGCCACUGUUCUGGGCCAUGAGCCACUAUUCCAAGCUUUUCCUUCCUCCUUCUUUUAUUAUCUUUUUAUCUCCCCUCACCCUCCUGCCAUCAAUAGGUACUUAAUUUUGUACUUGAAAUUUUUAAGUUGGGCCAGGCAUGGUGGAGCAGCGUGCCUCUAAUUGCAGGCAGACAGGAGGAUUUCCACGAGCUUGAGGCUAGCCUGAUCUACAUAGUGGGCUCCAGGACAGCCAAAACUACACAGAGACCCUGUCUCAAAAAUAAAUUUAGAUAGAUAAAUACAUAAAUAAAUGGAAGAAGUCAAAGAAAGAAAGACAAGA